Messenger RNA from Oryzias melastigma (Indian medaka), 932 nucleotides. It is a transcript of the gene pvalb7, whose product is annotated as parvalbumin 7. Gene Ontology annotation, molecular function: calcium ion binding. Bases 116 to 454 code for a protein of 112 amino acids. NCBI's taxonomy places the organism in Eukaryota, Metazoa, Chordata, Actinopteri, Beloniformes, Adrianichthyidae. Gene Ontology annotation, cellular component: cytoplasm; nucleus. The transcript is spliced from 5 exons. The record is from RefSeq and is a predicted model, not a curated record.
GUUCCCGCGAAAGUCGAACAUUGCCUGGAACGCGAACGGGGAGGAAAGGAGAGACAGAGGCAAGUGAGUGAACAGAGAGGAACACGUGGAGACGGACUCAACACAAAGAGAGGCUAUGACAGGCAGAAUGGUAAUGACAGAUCUGCUAAAGGCGGAGGAGAUCAAGAAAGCUCUUGAUGCCUUUGCAGCAGAAACAUUCAACCCAAAGAAGUUCUUUGAAAUGAUAGGGAUGAGGGCCAUGACUGCUGAAAAUGUCAAAAAGGUCUUCCAGGUGUUGGAUGUGGACGGGAGUGGAUUCAUAGAGGAGGAGGAGCUUAAGUUUGUCCUGAAGGGUUUUUCUAAGGACGGCAGAGAUCUGACUGAUGCAGAGACAAAAGCAUUCCUCCAAGCUGCAGACAAAGAUGGAGAUGGAAAGAUCGGCAUUGACGAGUUCGAGGCUUUGGUGCACGAGUAAAGGGACUGUUCAACCCCUUCUUCCUCAUCCUCUCCAUCCCCUCACUCAUAUUUUGGAACCGCCACCUUCUAACUUCUCCUACCUCCUUCUGGACCCCAAGUACGGAGGUUGAAAGGGAGCCACCGCGAGGAGGAACACGCAGGCAUAAGAGCCAUCGGUUUCCUUAAUAUCUGUUCCUUUUCCCAUAUACCACUCAAUGAUUCAUCAGGGUAGUCAGUGGUUGAAAAACAGAUGGUGCUUGUGCUGUUGAUGGUGUAGAUGUUAAAAGACUCCUUGUGUUCGGUUUCUGGGUGUUGACAUAUCAGCCCACCUUUUCUUUUCUCUCCUCUUCCUCGUCCAUCUUCCAUUCCCUCUUUCAUUUUACACCUGCAACUCUGCUGAUCGACUGAUCAGACCAUGUAGUAAAUCGAUAACAAAAACUGUGAAGAUGGAAAUAGCACAUCAUCGAGAAAUCACAAUAAAAACAACAACAAAAAAA